Messenger RNA from Coniosporium apollinis CBS 100218, 963 nucleotides. RefSeq lists its product as uncharacterized. Gene Ontology annotation, cellular component: cytoplasm. The record is from RefSeq and is a predicted model, not a curated record. Lineage: Eukaryota; Fungi; Ascomycota; Dothideomycetes. The transcript is spliced from 3 exons. The coding region runs from base 1 to 963 and encodes 320 amino acids.
AUGCCUCAAAUCACGGGCAAAAACGUCGGGUCUAUCGGCUACGGCCUGAUGGGCCUCACAUGGCGCGCCAACCCACCCUCCCAAACCCAGUCUUUCGCCGCCAUGCGCACCGCGCUCUCACUCGGCGCGAACUUCUGGAAUGGCGGCGAGCUCUACGGCACCCCUGAGCGCAACAGUCUCCACCUGCUCAACGAGUACUUUACCGAGCGCCCCGACGAUGCCGACAAAGUCGUCCUGUCCAUCAAGGGCGGCCUUAAGCCCGGCGAAAUGGCGCCCGACGGCAGCGAGAAGAACGUUCGCCGCAGCAUUGACGAGUGUCUACGCGUGCUCGAUGGAAAGAAAUUCCUCGACAUCUUUGAGUGCGCCCGCGUCGACCCGGCUACGCCUAUCGAGACUACGGUGGGUGCUAUUGCCGAGUAUGUCAAGGUGGGUAAGGUGGGCGGCGUUGGCUUGAGCGAGGUUAGCGCCGAAACCAUUAGGAGAGCGGCGAAGGUGACCAAAAUUGCUGCGGUGGAGGUCGAGUUCUCGCUCUGGGCGACGGACAUCCUGGAGAAUGGGAUUGCGGAGGCUUGUGCUGAGUUGAAUAUACCUAUCGUGGCGUACUCGCCACUAGGAAGAGGUUUCUUGACCGGCCAGAUCAAGUCGCCGGACGACAUUCCGGAUGACGAUUUCCGCAAGCACAUGCCGCGGUUCCAGCCGGAUGUGUUCGAUCAGAACAUGGAGCUGGUUAGACAAGUCGAGCAGCUAGCUUCGAAGAAGAAGUGCACGAGCGGUCAGGUAGCCCUGGCAUGGAUCAAGGCUCAAAGCGGCAAGGACGGCAACCCAGUCCUUAUACCUAUCCCAGGUGCGACGACAGAGGAGCGCAUUAAGGAGAACAUGAAAGAUGUCGAGCUCAACGAGGAUGAUUUGGCGGAGAUCAAAGGCAUAUUGAGCAAGGUGACGAUCACGGGCGGGAGAUACUGA